Messenger RNA from Plasmopara halstedii, 561 nucleotides. RefSeq lists its product as uncharacterized. Bases 1 to 561 code for a protein of 186 amino acids. The transcript has 2 exons. Lineage: Eukaryota; Oomycota; Peronosporomycetes; Peronosporales; Peronosporaceae. The record is from RefSeq and is a predicted model, not a curated record.
AUGUGGGCCAAACUAUUGUACAUGUUGGGCAGCAGCGAAAAUGAGCAGGCUGAUUCGCCGCACAACAACGGUACGGCUUUGAAAGAUACCAGUCUUGGCAAUUUGAUAGCUUUCGCGAAAUUUUCGAGUAUUAUCCCCAGUGAAUCUCUGCUGAAUGGAUUUCAAAAUGAAAUAACAAAUGAAGUAAAAUUUGCUGUACAGCUACACGAGUUGUCGAAAUCCAAUGUUGGUCUAAAUGGCUUGUUAUGCGCUCUUUUUCAAUCAUGGAUUGGAAAGCCGUUUGAUGGAGGUGUAGAUUCAGUAGAAUUUGCGAGCCUUAAAAAAGCGCUUGACUUAUUGAAGGACGAUGGAUGUUGGCGUGAAUUGGAGAAGCUGUAUGGCAAAGACAAAGCCUUUUCGCUUGUACUCGAUAUUUUAUUUGAAAUGUCAAAUGAUGAAUUCAUGUGGUAUCGAUUUUUACGCAACUUACAGUACGACACAUCCUUCAGCAUCCCUUUGAUUGAGUUGGUAGAAUUUCUUCGUACUACAUGGCGGCACAAAUUAUCAAGCACUAAGAUUUGA